Messenger RNA from Daldinia caldariorum, 1817 nucleotides. RefSeq names its product 3-oxoacyl-synth. The coding region runs from base 224 to 1513 and encodes 429 amino acids. Gene Ontology annotation, molecular function: 3-oxoacyl-[acyl-carrier-protein] synthase activity. The transcript has 3 exons. NCBI's taxonomy places the organism in Eukaryota, Fungi, Ascomycota, Sordariomycetes, Xylariales, Hypoxylaceae. Gene Ontology annotation, biological process: fatty acid biosynthetic process. The record is from RefSeq and is a predicted model, not a curated record.
GCAAGAAAAUCGGUUAACUUCAUAAUCGCGUAACUUAGCUUAUACCUAUCAUUCCGAACCGUCGAAUUUCUCAAUACCUUCCAAGUCCUUAAAAUUCAUGAAUAAGAGAAUCACGACUGACUAAGUGAUUCCAGUUAUCUAACAGCUUAUAAAAAAUAAGCUAAUCCUCUCAGGCGCUUUCAGAAUAUAAACCUAGCUCAGGAAUUCCUGGCUAUGGCAAAGAAUGCGCCGAGUUGUUGUCACAGGCCUCGGCGCCAUCACACCCCUUGGCGUAGGUAUUCGCCAUACAUGGAAUAGACUGAUCGCCGGACACUCGGGCAUCGUCAGUGUUGCGGACUUCGAACCCCAGAAGCGAUGGCGGGAGCUUACGAGCACCGUCGCCGGUAUCGUCCCAAAGUCGGGUCCUGGUGAAAAUCUGUGGCGUCCCGACGACUGGUUGACGGCGGCGGAUCAGCGGCGCAUGUCUACCUUCUCUCAGUACGCGAUUGCCGCAACAGAUAUGGCUCUAGAGGACGCCGCGUGGAGACCGCACAAGCAGGAGGAUUUGGAAUCGACUGGCGUGUGCCUAGGAAGCGGCAUUGGAAAUUUGGAUGAAAUGUACAACACAAGCCUUGUGUACGAACGAGAUGGCUACAAAAAGGUAUCUCCGCUCUUCGUCCCGAAGAUUCUCAUCAACUUGGCAGCAGGCCAUAUCGCAAUGAGAUAUGGGUUUCAAGGUCCUAAUCAUGCUGUGACUACGGCCUGUACCACAGGCGCUCACUCCAUCGGGGAUGCCUCACGUUUCAUCGCAUUUGGUGACGCCGACGUCAUGGUUGCGGGGGGAUCAGAGUCCUGCAUCCACCCGCUGACCUUUGCAGGAUUCGGAAGAUCGCGUUCAUUAUCUACCGCUUUCAACCACGAUCCACCUUCAAGCUGUCGGCCGUUUGAUCUUCGACGUGAUGGUUUUGUCGUCGCUGAAGGUGCCGCAGUAGUUGUGUUAGAAGAGCUAGAGCAUGCAAAAUCCAGAGGUGCUCGUAUAUACGCCGAAUUAAAGGGGUAUGGGUCUAGCGGCGAUGCUCAUCACAUGACGGCUCCCCGAAUAGAUGGAUCGGGGGCAUAUCUCUCUAUGAAAAAGGCUUUGAAGCAUGCCGGGAUCAAGCCUAAUCAAGUCGACUACAUCAAUGCGCACGCGACUAGCACUUCUGUCGGCGACACAGCGGAGGCGCUUGCGAUCCGGUCGUUAAUGACAGGCGAGGAAGGAUAUUCUAGCGAAAGCCAAGUCUCCGUUAGUAGUACCAAAGGAUCUAUCGGACAUAUUCUCGGGGCCGCGGGCGCAAUCGAAGCUAUUUUCACCAUAUUGGCGAUUGCCGAAAACAUUCUCCCUCCCACGCUAAAUCUGACAGAUCCUGAUGUCGAGCCCAAAUUCAACUUUGUACCCCUUCGAGCUCAAGAGAAGAAGGUUAACGUCGCUCUCUCGAAUAGUUUCGGCUUCGGGGGUACUAACGCGACGCUCGUCUUCUCUCAACUCGACUGAACCUGUUACCUGGAUACUUAGACCAUUGCAUUAGUACCAUACCUACCUGAGGUAUGUAAAUAUAAUGACGUAUAAAUGCUAAUGUAAGAUAUGACGAGUAUAUAAUACCUAUAUUCCUACAUUUAUAUCAAGCUGUAAUGGUUUGUAGGACUGUACCUAAUGGUUGUGGUGUAAGUUGUAGGUACCUGGUAUGAUAGAAGUACGUGGGAGGUACCUAACCUAACAUAGCACAGGUAUGUACCAGUACGUACUAGAUCUCGGAUCCCUGUCGUAGAUCCAAGCUUCGGACAGGGGUCCAAGCUUC